AAUGGACAGGAGUACCCAUAACAUGAGUUCUUCAAUUCAAAGACAACCUACAAGAAUAGAUUUAUCCGUUCCAGAAACACAGGUUAAGAAGUUAAACACUAUUAGAGUAAAGGCUUUUAAACGUCUACCUUCACCUAAACCUAAGGAUUCUUUGCCGGUUCUUGUACAACACCGCCGUCCUUACGACUUAAAAGCGAUUGGAAAAGCGUAUGUGAAAUCGUUAUCACCUUCAGUAUCGGAUGUUGACAGUGGGAAAGGAUCAUCAAUUAUCCAUGAUGAACUUCCCUGGAUAAUUCGACUUAAAAGAAAGCGACGGUCAACUCAAACGUGCAGACCUACACCUCGUACUGUAGAUGAAGAUCUUGCGAAGUGCCUAAAUCGAUGUCUUAAGGUUCAAACUCCUCUUCUAUCCACAAGGAUGGUACAAAGUGAAUUAGGAUUCAGAACAAGUUCCUCCUUGACUUUACCAAGAGUCUUAGGAUGUUCUAGAUUGGGAGAACCGAAAUCCAAUUUAAGUAAAUUUCACAGUGCAGAAAACAUUCGUUUAGCAGGUGCUGUUGACGAAGUACGAGUGAUAAAUUAA
Messenger RNA from Dimorphilus gyrociliatus, 583 nucleotides. Lineage: Eukaryota; Metazoa; Annelida; Polychaeta; Dinophilidae. The record is from the annotation of a GenBank genome assembly.